Molecule: messenger RNA, 2783 nt
Organism: Rhagoletis pomonella (apple maggot)
Lineage: Eukaryota; Metazoa; Arthropoda; Insecta; Diptera; Tephritidae
Gene: BBS8
Product: tetratricopeptide repeat protein 8
Exons: 5
Coding region: 688-2634 (648 amino acids)
Biological process (GO): non-motile cilium assembly
Cellular component (GO): non-motile cilium; ciliary basal body; BBSome
Molecular function (GO): protein binding
Source: RefSeq, a predicted model, not a curated record
UGCCCCUACCUGGUUACGCGUACCUGUAUUUAUGUGCAUACAUAUACUAUAUUUGUAUUUAAAUGUAAACCUAUGUCCACAACCUUCAACUUGCACGCUUCCAUGGCAACCAAAAACGUCCAAAACAAGAAUUUUUCAUUUAAUGACGGUUCCAAAAUGUUUAUGUCGGCUGUUUAGUUAUUAAAUGUACGGAAGCAAAGUGGAUACAUAACAAAAGUAUCUUCGUCAUAAAAAAAAUACAAGCAUACAUUAAAAGCGGGUAUGCUCAUCUGCACACACACGGUACAAUAAAUGUGUACAUACAAAUUAUCUUGAACGAUGCAACGACUCGUUAAGAAUUCCAAUCAAAUUGCACGACCUUCGAAUAAAUAAAAGAAAAUACAAAUCCACGGUUACCAACUGUGGCCGUUGAAGAAAUUAACUCAUAUCCGGUGCUUAAAAUUCCAACAGGCCAAAUCAAUAAAGCCUAAAGACAGUGGAGCCAAUUGACUCUUUGAACAGAAUAUAGUUAAUAAAGCAAAGGAGAAAUAAGAGCGGUUCAAACAACAACACGUACUAGACAAACACCAAAAGGCACCAGUAAGAGGACGUAGGCAAAAGGAAGCAUAAAGCAGCGGUUGCGCGAGUGGAAUUGGACUCGGUGAGGUAAAAGAAGAAGAAUAAGAAGCAGCUCACACAGACGGCAAGAUGAUGACAGCAGCUCCUUUGGCACCGUUGGCCUCCCUGGCACCGCUUCCCACAGCUCGCAUGAUGUUGGGUACCGCCAACAACACGAGCAUGAUGACUUCAGCUUCUGCAAAUACCACGGCAUCACCAUUAAUGCACCAGUCAAAGACGCAGCCGCCACCGCAGCAGCAGCAGCAGCAGCAGCAGCAGCUACAGCUGCAAACACCAACGAUGACAAUGGCAGCACUCGAGUGGCAGUAUUUCCAGGCAGUUUCGCUAUUUCGACGGCGAAAAUAUGAAAAAUGCGUUGAGGUGUGCAGUGGCAUGUUGCACGCUGGCCACGAAACAAAUGUGCAAAUGUUUACCUCGCCGCCGAACGAGAAUCACCAUGCCGAUGCAGAUGCACAAUACGAUAGGGGAGUUGGAGGCAGCGGCAGCAUGCAAAGCAACGCGCCCUCAAGGCAGGGACGAGGCUAUAGUCAAAACUUUAAGAACAGCAACAACUACAACAACAACAAUAAUGCAAACAAUAGCAAUGUCAAUGGUAAUAACAAUAAAGUGAGCAUGCCCACGUGGAUGAUGGAGGGCGUUUGGCAAUUAAAAAUGCGCGCCCUUACCCAGCGCGUCUACAUCGACGAUCUCGAGACGGACGAUGCCUUCGAGGGGGAGAAUGAGGAAGUGGAGUUAGAGCGAAUCGCCACAGCCGCCAGACCAGGUACCUCAAUUAAAACCGCGUUUAUACCACGGCCAAGUACGAGCACGCUGCGCGCCAGCUCAAAAACAUCUGCAACAACACGAAGUAAUCUGCCGUUGAGCCAAGGUAGCCGCACAGCGACUGCACAAAGCAACAAAAGCAUCAGACCUAAGUCGAGCAUGAAACGUCCCGGUACAGCUACGUCCCGGCCAGGCUCCUCUGUCGCCAGCCGACCGGCAUCAAGAUGUGGCACCGCUUCACGCAUUCGCGCUACAUCCGCUGCUGCCUACACUGUGGGCGAUAUCACCGCCAAACUCUAUCAGGCAUCGCGUCUAAAUCCCACUAUAUAUGCUGAACGCGAGGCGCUUAUAAAGGCGCUUUUUCAAUUUAUCUACUAUCACGAGUCCGAUGUGCAAAAAGCGUAUUCUCUGUGCGAGGCAGUCAUGGAAGUCCAUAAGCAAAAGCGCACCUCGGGUUCGGGUCGUUCGGGCGCGCCUGUCGAUUGGUGGUGGGAUCAGCAAAUAGGCAGAUGUUUGCUGGUAAUGCGCUUUCCACGAAAGGCCGAGACCUAUCUGGUUCAAUCGUUGGCGGUUUUCCCACAUCCUGACACCUUUUUGUUGCUUUCUCGUUUGUACCAGCGUCUGAGUGAGCCUGAUCGCGCGCUGGAGCUCAUUGGUAUGGCUGUCGACCGGCAUCCCUUCAACGUAACUUUUCGCAUCGAACAGGGCCGAAUAUUCGAUUCUAUGUCUAAGCAGGAUGAUGCCAUGCAAAUAUAUCGUCUCAUUACCAAGCUCAAUCCCAUUAAUGUGGAGGCGUUGGCUUCCAUUGCAUUGAACCAUUUUUACGAUGGAAAUCCCGAGAUGGCUCUUAUGUAUUAUCGACGGAUCCUUUCUUUGGGAAUUCACUCAGCAGAGCUCUAUUGCAAUAUUGCUUUAUGUUGCUUGUAUGGCGGACAAAUCGAUCUGGUACUACCUUGCUUUCAACGGGCACUUCUGCUUUCCAAAACGUCCGAUCAAAAAGCAGAUAUCUGGUAUAAUUUAAGCUUUGUGGCGUUGUCUACUGGAGAUUUUCACUUGGCCCGACGUUGUCUCCAGCUCUGUUUGACCUCUGACGCCCGUAACGGCGCCGCACUGAACAACCUGGCUGUACUGGCAGCACACACGGGAGACUUGAUGCGCGCCAAAUCCUACCUCCAAGCAGCGAAGGAAGUGAUGGAUAGCAGUUCAGAAAUAGACAGUAAUUUGGAAUAUAUGCAAGCACAUUACAAACUCUAAUCAAAGAGUAAUUACUUUGUAAUGCAAAUGUAGAUGGUGUCUAAGCUCCGAUUUGUAUUUUUUUUUUAUAAAUUAAAAUUGUUGAUUUUGUUUAUAGAAGUAUGACGUCAUUGUAUUUAAAUGUUUAAUUACAUGCUAUAUUUUAAUAA